AUAAAAACAAAUUCAGCUGAAGAAAUUGCUCAACAUUUUCACACUCUCCCCACUCACUUUCAGAAACAUGCCGACGGUUUGCAUAUAUAUAAAGCGGUGCGUUUCAGUAAUAGCGCCAACAGAAGUAGUAGUUCCCAAAUCUUGCUGCUCUCAAAGUCUUUCAUCUCAUCCACUUCUGUUUAUGGCUUUCCUUUCAAUGACCCCGCAUGACACGAAGAAUCUUCGUCUUCGUAAAAGCACCGGAAAGUCUCUCCUUAAAUAAAUCUGUUAUUGGAUUUUGGUUUUACUGACUUUCUCACUGUCAAAGUUGAAGUUGUCUCAUUCAUCUAGUUUACAGGAAAAGGCUAGCUAAGGAGGAGAUGUUUUCUCUUCAGCAUACCACACUGUUGUUGAGAGUUUUCCUGUUGGUGUUGAUACUAGAAAAUGUUAAGGGGUCUUCCUCAUCAGCUUCCAAUUAUUUGAUUGGCCUUGGAAGCUAUGACAUAACAGGUCCUGCUGCUGAUGUUAAUAUGAUGGGUUAUGCAAAUGCUGAGCAGACUGCAUCUGGGAUUCACUUCAGGCUCAGAGCUCGUACAUUUAUUGUAGCAGAACAGCAGGGCAACCGUGUAGUUUUCGUGAACCUUGAUGCUUGCAUGGCCUCCCAAAUUGUAACAAUUAAACUUCUUGAGAGAUUGAAAGUGAGGUAUGGGGAGCUUUAUACAGAGAAGAAUGUGGCAAUUAGUGGGAUUCACACUCAUGCUGGGCCUGGGGGCUACCUUCAAUAUGUUGUAUAUAUUGUUACAUCUCUUGGAUUUGUAAGACAGUCAUUUGAUGUUCUUGUUGAUGGCAUUGAGAAAAGCAUAAUCCAAGCCCAUGAAAACCUUCGUCCAGGGUCAGUUUUUGUGAACAAAGGAGAGCUCUUAAAUGCUGGUGUGAACCGUAGUCCAAGUGCUUAUCUCAGCAAUCCUGCAGAAGAGCGGAGCAAAUAUAAGUUUGAUGUUGAUAAAGAAAUGACUCUCAUAAAAUUUGAAGAUAAGGAGUGGGGCGCUGUCGGUAGCUUUAACUGGUUUGCAACUCAUGGAACUUCCAUGAGUCGUACAAACUCAUUGAUAAGUGGGGAUAACAAAGGAGCUGCCGCUAGAUUCAUGGAGGACUGGUUUGAACGGCAUGGUGUUGUGAGAGGUUUUGAUGGUCUAUCUUCCAAUAGAUCAGGUACUGGCAGAGUCCCCAGAAGAGUCUCAAGCCUAGUUCCUAAAGAUAAUGGAAAUGGAAAUGAGUUGAUGAAACUUGCCGCCUCCUUUCAGUCUUCUCAAGGACGAAUCGUGACAAGGCUUUCAAGUGUUGCAAGACGGGUUAGGAAUGCCUUAAUGAAAGCUGAAAGGCCUCAAUUUGUAUCUGCAUUCUGUCAAUCUAAUUGUGGUGAUGUAAGCCCAAAUGUUCUUGGUGCCUUUUGCAUAGACACUGGACUUCCAUGUGAUUUCAAUCACAGUACCUGCAAUGGUAAAAAUGAAUUGUGCUAUGGCCGAGGACCAGGUUACCCUGAUGAAUUUGAGAGCACUCGCAUAAUAGGAGAAAGGCAAUUCAGAAAAGCUGUCGAACUGUUUGACAAAGCAACUGAGAAGCUGAAGGGGAAGGUUGGAUUCCAACAUGCAUACAUAGAUUUUUCAAGCCUUGAGGUCUCACUUCCUAAAGUUGGAGGGCCUAAUGAGGUGGUGAAAACUUGCCCAGCUGCCAUGGGCUUUGCCUUUGCUGCAGGAACCACUGAUGGGCCUGGAGCUUUUGAUUUCAAGCAGGGAGAUGACAAGGGAAAUGCCUUCUGGAGAUUGGUAAGGGACUUUCUGAAAGCACCGGACCAAGAGCAGGUCAAUUGCCAGCAUCCAAAGCCUAUUCUACUUGAUACUGGGGAAAUGAAGGAACCAUAUGACUGGGCACCAUCAAUACUACCAGUUCAAAUUUUGCGAAUUGGCCAACUUGUCAUUCUCUCUGUACCUGGAGAAUUUACAACUAUGGCUGGAAGGCGGCUCCGUGAUGCUGUUAAGAGGGUCCUUACCUCUGGAGGUAGGAAAGAAUUUGACAACAAUGUCCAUGUAGUCAUUGCCGGGCUAACAAAUACAUAUUCACAGUAUGUUACCACCUUUGAAGAGUACAAAGUGCAGAGAUAUGAGGGAGCGUCCACUCUUUAUGGACCGCACACACUUGAAGCUUACAUUCAAGAGUUCAAGAAACUAGCAACAGCUCUCAUCAAUGGCCAAACUGUCGAACCAGGCCCACCGCCCCCCGACCUCCUUGACAAGCAAAUCAGCCUACUAACACCCGUUGUUCUGGACACAACCUCUCUUGGUGUUAAAUUUGGGGAUAUUAAAACUGAUGUCCCUCCAAAUUCCACCUUCAAGAGGGGUGACGUUGUUACAGCCACCUUCUGGUCUGCUUGCCCAAGGAAUGACCUCCUGACUGAAGGCACAUUUGCACUGGUUGAGAUUCUGCAGGACCGGAAGACAUGGGUUCCAGCCUAUGAUGAUGAUGAUUUUUGCUUGAAGUUUAAGUGGUCAAGGCCUGAAAAACUCAGUCCUCAGAGUCAUGCAACUAUAGAAUGGAGGAUUCCAAAAACCACAGUUUCAGGUGUGUACAGGAUAAGCCAUUUUGGUGCAUCAAAGGCGCUGUUUGGGUCGAUUCGCCAUUUCACAGGUUCCUCUAGUGCUUUUGUAGUGGCAUAGGCAGGUAGACAUGCUGCAUGUAGACCGGAUAGCCAUGUUUUAUGGGGAGCGCUAAACGACACUCCUCACGAGGCUUAAUUGUACUGCUGCACAAGAGUGCAGCACAAUACAGCAUGAGGUAGUGCUAAUAGCGCUCCCCUAUAUCUAAUUUUGUUUUCAUUCAACAGAUUGAGUUACCACUUUACAGCUCCUAGAACCAAAGUUGAGAAAUUUAUCCUCAAGAGUAACUAUUACCAUUAGACAGUAGUUAAUGGACAAAUGUAGUCAUUAUCUUGGUACCUUGUUGCGUUUCUGGUUUCUUCAGUUUGAAGCCUCCUGUCUUGUUUUUAGGA
Prunus dulcis (almond) is the source of this 3025-nucleotide messenger RNA. Its product is annotated as neutral ceramidase 2. Bases 360 to 2693 code for a protein of 777 amino acids. The record is from RefSeq and is a predicted model, not a curated record. Gene Ontology annotation, cellular component: extracellular region. Gene Ontology annotation, biological process: long-chain fatty acid biosynthetic process; sphingosine biosynthetic process; ceramide catabolic process. Lineage: Eukaryota; Viridiplantae; Streptophyta; Magnoliopsida; Rosales; Rosaceae. Gene Ontology annotation, molecular function: N-acylsphingosine amidohydrolase activity. The transcript has 10 exons.